AUGUGCCACUGCAUAAUCUGGUACCACGCCCUUUGCUUCCAUGAGGAUCCCGCCUCCACUCUCAACAUCUACUGCAAAGACGCCCUCCAAUGCAACUACGAUUGCGGCUCCCAAGAAACAAUGUCGCUUCCCUUAUUCGGUGCCUGUCCUUCCUGCACGAUAAAGGCAACCUUCGCAAAAAAUAUGCCGCGAAAUACGCAAUCAUAUGGCAUUACCCCAAUCAUGGAAUCGUUUGAAGAUGAGACUUUAGUGGAGAGUGACGAGUGCUGCCUCUCUGGCACUCAUAGCGAGAGCUCGGUCAAUGAAAUAGAACUGUUCGAUAGAGUCACCUUCUGA
Aspergillus versicolor CBS 583.65 is the source of this 336-nucleotide messenger RNA. RefSeq lists its product as uncharacterized. The record is from RefSeq and is a predicted model, not a curated record. The transcript has a single exon. Lineage: Eukaryota; Fungi; Ascomycota; Eurotiomycetes; Eurotiales; Aspergillaceae. The coding region runs from base 1 to 336 and encodes 111 amino acids.